UCUGUCCUAAACCUCACGCCACCGCCAAAGCUAACACUUUUCUUUCUCUUUCUCUUUUCUUUUUUCUUUCUAAAUUAAUAAGUUUGGAAUAUUAGUCUUUGACGGAGUAUGGAUCUCACGCGUAGACAAUGGUCCUUGUCGGCGAUUUUACUUGUCGUGACGUUGCUAAUUCAGCCGCAGCUAUCACCGGCGAAGGAUAAUUUGGCUUUUGAAGUUCGAAGCAAGUUCGCCGGUAAAAGAGGAAAGGAUCUUGGAUCUCUCAGAGCUCACGAUGCUCACCGUCACUCCAGACUCCUCUCCGCCAUCGAUCUUCCUCUCGGCGGCGAUAGCCAGCCUGAGUCUACUGGUCUAUACUUUGCUAAAAUUGGACUAGGAACUCCAUCAAGAGACUUCCAUGUCCAAGUUGAUACAGGAAGUGAUAUCUUAUGGGUGAAUUGUGCUGGAUGCAUCAGAUGUCCUAGGAAAAGUGAUUUGGUAGAGCUAACACCUUAUGAUUCAGAUGCUUCCUCCACUGCAAAGUCUGUUUCUUGUGCUGACAGCUUUUGCUCUUACGUUAACCAAAUAUCAGAGUGUCACUCAGGUUCCACUUGCCAAUACAUUAUCCAAUACGGUGAUCAAAGCUCCACUAGUGGGUACUUAGUGAGAGAUGUUAUGCAUUUGGAUUUGGUUACUGGAAAUCGUCAAACUGGUUCUACCAAUGGAACUAUUAUCUUUGGGUGUGGGUCUAAACAGUCUGGUCAGCUCGGUGAAUCUGUAUCUGCAGUUGAUGGGAUAAUGGGAUUUGGACAGUCCAAUUCAUCGUUUAUAUCUCAGCUAGCUUCACAAGGGAAGGUGAAAAGGACUUUUGCACAUUGCUUAGAUAACAAAAACGGAGGUGGUAUAUUCGCCAUUGGAGAAGUCGUGUCACCAAAAGUGAAGACUACUCCUAUGCUCUCUAAAUCAGCUCACUAUAGUGUUAACCUCAAUUCAAUUGAAGUUGGUAACACAGUUUUACAACUUUCUUCGGGAGCCUUUGAUUCAGGAGAUGACAAAGGAGUCAUUGUUGACAGUGGUACUACUUUGGUUUAUCUUCCCAACUCUGUUUAUAAGCCGUUAAUCAGUCAGAUUUUGGCUUCACAUCCAGAACUUACCUUGCAUAGGGUUCAAGAUUCCUUUACUUGUUUCCGUUAUACCGACAAUUUAGAUCGGUUCCCACCUGUUACGUUUCAGUUCGACAAGUCUGCUUCCUUGACUGUAUCUCCUCAGGAUUAUCUAUUCCAAAUUCGGGGAGACACAUGGUGUUUAGGCUGGCAAAAUGGUGGAUUGCAGACUAAAGAUGGAGGAGAAUUGUCAAUUCUUGGAGAUAUGGCGCUUUCUAACAAGUUAGUUGUCUAUGAUAUCGAAAAUCAAGUUAUUGGAUGGACUAAUCACAACUGCUCAGGAGGAAUACAAGUGAAGGAUGAACAAAGUGGAGCAGUCUACACAGUUGGUGCACACAAUCUUUCAUGGUCUUCUUCUUUAGCUGUUUCCAAAUUUCUUACAUUUGUUUCUCUCUUAGUUAUUUUCCUCUGUAACGUUGCUUUAUAGCCUUCGUGAGAAGAGAAGUUUGUUCUGUGUAUGUGUUGAUCUUAUUCCCAUUUGUUAAAACAAUAUACGUUUAAAAGAAAGGGAGAUUAAAGCAUAUCUGCAGUUGAUGUAACUAGAGCUUUUCUAAAGAGACAAUAACAGGAAAUAACAUCUCCCCUUCAGACCAACAAAAUUAAGCCUGAGGGGUUUUCACGGUAUCACAGACACAAAACCAUUAUUACAUCAUGUGAUUGUGUUUUCACUUUCUUUACUGACAAAGCC
Messenger RNA from Eruca vesicaria subsp. sativa (arugula), 1827 nucleotides. Lineage: Eukaryota; Viridiplantae; Streptophyta; Magnoliopsida; Brassicales; Brassicaceae. The record is from the annotation of a GenBank genome assembly.